Molecule: messenger RNA, 2214 nt
Organism: Merops nubicus (carmine bee-eater)
Lineage: Eukaryota; Metazoa; Chordata; Aves; Coraciiformes; Meropidae
Gene: SMURF1
Product: SMAD specific E3 ubiquitin protein ligase 1
Exons: 18
Biological process (GO): negative regulation of BMP signaling pathway; ubiquitin-dependent protein catabolic process
Molecular function (GO): protein binding; ubiquitin protein ligase activity
Source: RefSeq, a predicted model, not a curated record
CUGAGCAGUGAAUAUAGGGCCAAGAAGAACAACCAGCUGAAGGUAGUGAAGAAACAGUUUGUGAAAGUAUUAUGUGCCAAGAAUCUUGCAAAGAAAGACUUCUUCAGACUUCCUGACCCGUUUGCAAAAAUAGUUGUUGAUGGGUCAGGUCAGUGCCAUUCAACUGACACUGUGAAGAACACGUUGGACCCCAAAUGGAACCAGCAUUAUGAUCUAUAUGUUGGGAAGACAGAUUCCAUAACCAUCAGUGUAUGGAACCAUAAAAAAAUCCACAAGAAACAGGGAGCUGGCUUCCUGGGGUGUGUCCGACUCCUCUCCAAUGCCAUCAGCAGGCUAAAAGAUACUGGAUACCAGCGUUUGGAUCUAUGCAAACUAAAUCCCACAGACACCGAUGCUGUACGAGGCCAGAUAGUGGUCAGUUUACAGACCCGGGACAGAAUAGGCACAGGAGGUUCUGUAGUAGACUGUAGAGGGCUUUUGGAGAGAGGGCUUUUGGAGAAUGAAGGAACUGUUUAUGAAGAUUCUGGACCGGGGAGGCCGCUGAGCUGUUUUAUGGAAGAACCAGCACCAUACACAGACACUACAGGGGCUGCUGGGGGAGGCAACUGUCGCUUCGAGUCCCCCAGCCAAGAUCAGCGGCUUCAGGCACAGCGACUUCGCACCCCUGAAGUCAGAGGUCAUGUACAGACACCUCAGAACAGACCCCAUGGUCACCAGUCACCUGACCUACCCGAAGGCUACGAACAAAGAACAACGGUACAGGGACAGGUUUAUUUUUUGCACACACAGACUGGAGUUAGCACGUGGCAUGACCCGAGGAUACCAAGAGACCUUAACAGUGUGAAUUGUGAUGAACUGGGACCAUUGCCUCCAGGCUGGGAAGUCAGAAGUACAGUUUCUGGAAGAAUAUAUUUUGUAGAUCAUAACAACAGAACCACACAAUUCACAGAUCCACGGCUACAUCACAUCAUGAACCAUCAAUGCCAGCUAAAAGAACCCAGCCAGCAGCCUCUGCCAGCUCCAAAUGAGGGAUCACUAGAGGACGGUGAGGAGUUGCCUGCACAGAGAUAUGAAAGAGACUUGGUACAAAAGUUGAAAGUUCUUAGACAUGAGCUCUCUCUUCAGCAACCACAGGCUGGCCACUGUCGCAUUGAAGUAUCCAGAGAGGAAAUAUUUGAGGAAUCCUACCGUCAGAUAAUGAAGAUGAGGCCAAAGGACUUGAAAAAGAGGCUUAUGGUGAAGUUCCGAGGAGAGGAAGGCCUGGAUUAUGGAGGAGUAGCAAGAGAAUGGUUGUAUUUACUGUGCCAUGAAAUGUUGAAUCCCUAUUAUGGACUCUUCCAGUACUCCACAGAUAAUAUUUACAUGCUGCAAAUCAAUCCAGACUCUUCUAUCAAUCCUGACCAUUUGUCUUAUUUCCAUUUUGUGGGUCGGAUCAUGGGUUUGGCUGUGUUCCAUGGACACUAUAUCAACGGGGGUUUCACAGUGCCCUUUUACAAACAGCUGCUGGGGAAGCCCAUUCAGCUCUCUGAUCUGGAAUCUGUUGACCCAGAAUUACACAAAAGUUUAGUCUGGAUCUUAGAGAACGAUAUCACCCCGGUUCUGGACCACACCUUCUGUGUGGAACACAAUGCUUUUGGGAGGAUUUUACAGCAUGAGCUCAAACCAAAUGGCAGGAAUAUUCCAGUGACAGAAGAGAACAAGAAAGAAUACGUCAGGUUAUAUGUGAACUGGAGGUUUAUGAGAGGAAUAGAGGCACAGUUCCUGGCUCUGCAGAAAGGUUUUAAUGAACUUAUUCCUCAACACCUCCUUAAGCCUUUCGACCAGAAGGAACUGGAGCUAAUCAUAGGAGGCCUGGAUAAGAUAGACCUGAACGACUGGAAGUCAAACACACGUCUAAAGCACUGCAUGGCAGACAGCAAUAUUGUGAAGUGGUUCUGGCAAGCUGUGGAAACAUUUGAUGAAGAAAGAAGGGCAAGGCUGCUGCAGUUCGUGACGGGUUCAACACGUGUCCCACUUCAAGGUUUCAAGGCUUUACAAGGCGCUGCAGGACCCAGACUGUUUACCAUCCAUUUAAUAGAUGCAAACACAGACAACCUUCCAAAAGCCCACACUUGCUUUAACCGGAUCGACAUUCCGCCUUACGAGUCAUACGAGAAGCUUUAUGAGAAGCUGUUGACAGCUGUGGAAGAGACAUGUGGGUUUGCUGUGGAGUGA